This is a messenger RNA of Chlamydomonas reinhardtii, 3425 nucleotides long. RefSeq lists its product as uncharacterized. The record is from RefSeq and is a predicted model, not a curated record. The transcript has 15 exons. NCBI's taxonomy places the organism in Eukaryota, Viridiplantae, Chlorophyta, Chlorophyceae, Chlamydomonadales, Chlamydomonadaceae. The coding region runs from base 189 to 2306 and encodes 705 amino acids. Gene Ontology annotation, molecular function: glycosaminoglycan binding; N-acetylglucosamine-6-sulfatase activity.
AAUGCAAGAGACAUUACUAACGCUUUGUUCAGGCAAAGGAACGGGCCAUUCUGAGUUUUACGAAUUCUUCCAUCGUUUUCAAGUUUUGCGCACCUGUACCUACGAACUUGAUGGCCCAUCGUCAGGCUCAACUAUUAGUAGCCGGUUAGGUCCGCGCGCACAACGGACGUCUUCCUACGCCUCCCAAAAUGACGUUCAGCCGCCUCGCGCCGUUGCUUCUGCUAUUGGCACUAUGUAUUGACCACAGCUUUGUGGGAGCCCAGCGAAAAGCUGUUCGGGAAGGCAAGGAUAGUAUCUCGGCAGGCAAACCACCGCUGCCGCUCACUCCAGCCACCGCGGUGCCGUCGCGGGUAGCAACGAAGCCCUCGUUCGUGGUGGUGCUGGUGGACGACUUGGACCAGCUGCUGAAUAGCACAGACCGCACCUACCUGCCGCUGCUGCACUCGCUGCUGGGCGACCAGGGGCUGCGCCUGCGCAACAUGGCCAUCUCCAGCUCCACCUGCUGCCCCUCGCGCACCUCGCUGCUCACCGGGCUGUUUACACACAACCACGGGAUCACGGCCAACCUACCGCCAUACGGUGGCUGGUCCAAGUUCCUGACCACGCGCCCCGACGACCAGAGCGACACGUGGAUGCCUUCACAGCUGCAGAAGGCGGGGUACAACGUCUACUCCAUUGGCAAGUUUCUCAACGGCUUCGCGGUGGGCCCGGGUUCCGUGUGCCCACGUGGCUUCACGGUCCUGGACGCGCUCGUGGAUCCAUACGUGUAUUCGUACUUUGGCCCGGGUUUCAGCAAGAACUGCGGCACCGUACAGAAGUACGGCGACUCAGACUACAGCACUGACGUCAUACGGGAUAAGGCCAUUGGGUACCUGAGGGAGGCGGUGGCGGCGGGACAGCCCUUCUACAUGCAGGUGAACCCCAUCGCUCCGCAUGAGCGCUGCAAGGACUCCGAAGAGGGCGGCGGCGGGCGGCUGGCCUGCGACAACGCCAUCCCCGCGCCGCGGCACGCCUACCUGUUCCGCAACGCCAGCCUGCCCCGCUCUGCCAACUGGAUGACACCGCUGCCUGAGUCGUUCAGGGCCGCGGUGGCCGCGUCCACGGACUCCGUACGGAGCGGCAAGGAGCUGGGCGCCGUGCAGUCCAGUCUGCAACUGAACACCGCUUACCGGCAGCGGCUGAGGGCCAUGGCUUCAGUGGACGAAAUGCUCGGAGACAUUGUCCAAGAGCUGUCGGCCCAGGGUGUGCUUGACAGCACACACAUAAUCUUCACAUCGGACAACGGCUACCACAUGGGCAACCACAACUUCGGGCAGGGCAAGACGCUGCCCUACGAGGAGGACGUGCGAGUGCCCUUCUUCAUCCGGGGUCCCGGCCUGCCGCGGGGGUUGGUCAGCGACUAUCCCACCACAAUGGUGGACGUGCCCGCAACCGUGCUGGCCCUGGCAGGCAUCAACCUGCCGGGCGGCAUGGACGGCUACCCCAUCCCCUUCCACCGCAUCAUGCCCACCGCCUACGCACCGGCCCUGGGCGCCAAGGCCUACGACGUGCCCUCCGCGGGACUGGUCCCGGGCGGGCGGCCCUACAUGCGCGACAACACACCCAUUGAGAUGUGGAUCCAUACGCCGGGCGCGCCCAUGAACGGCGUCAACUUCCGCAGCGUGCGGGUGUGCACCUCCUACUUGGCCUUCGGCACGCCGGCCACCUACCGACAGGCGAUGGCGACAGCCAGCCGCAACGGCAGUCGCGCCGGCUCACACAUAGGCCUGGGAGACCUCCUGUUCUCCGCGGGUGACCGUACGACCGCUGGCGACGCCUUGGGAGUUGACCUGGAUAUGUACGCCGUGGGCAGUGGCAGCAGUAGCAGCAGCAGUUCGUCAAGCGUACGAGACCGGAGCGGCAGCAGCGGAAGCCGGGCUGCCGCGGACAGCGGCAGUAGCAGUAGCAGCAGCAGCAGCACAGGAAUUACAGGCACAUGCUACAAGUACAACAACUGGUGCUUCGGGAUCCGGGAGCUGUACGACCUGGGACUGGAUCCAGCCGAAGUGAACAACAGGUAUUCGGACCCGCGAGCCGCCCGGCUAGUCCAGCGAUUGGAAGCGUUGCUGUCGGUGUUGGCCUAUUGCAAGGGCGACCGGUGCCGGGAGGCAUACGGUGCCAUCGUGGGGCCGGGCCGCGUGCUGGGGUUCGCGGAUCUCAUGGAUCCAAGUUACGACAGCCAGAUCGCCGCGCUGCGGAGGUUUGAGUUCCAAGGGUGCAGUCCCGAGAAGCUGGACAAUGAGCUCACGUGGUAUCACGGAGGCUAAGAUAGAAGCGGUCUACCCGUAUUGAGCUAGAGUUCUAGCAUCCAAGCCAGUUCUGUAGUUGUAGCAACGCGCUAGCUAGUGAGCAUAGUUCCGGCCACGGGUCAAGCAGGGGUGAUUAUGCCGGGCAGGGUGGGCACAGCCAGGGUGCGGUGUUUACACUAGUCCAAAAGCGUAGGUUAGGUGCAUACACGCAAGGUACGCCGCUGACUGGGCUUUGUAGGACGCAUCCCAGGGGUCACAUACCCACUCACCCAACACCGAUACUACACACCGUGCCCUCUCAGCAUGGAAAGCUGCCACGGACAUUGCAUCAUGUCAUUCAUGUAGGUCGUUUGCAUGGUAUGAUUGCGUUGUCACAAGAGGGAACGACGGUAUAUGUGCAUUGCGUGCAUUGAUGUGUUGUUUAAGAUGUCUUCGUUGUGACCUGCAAAUCCAUAAUGGCCAUGCAUGGGCAUGCAUCGCGCGGUAGUUGAGGGUAUGGUACUUAAGAGCUGCAUGAAGACGUGUGGGCGUGUGCGCAUGUGUAUUGUGUCCGAAACAUACAGGCUCCCUCGUGUGAUUUGAUGGAAAUCUCGACACUAAUGCUGAUUACAGGUGUUUCUAAUCCUAUGGUAGCACGGGAAUGUUGCACUUUAGACACCUCGGCACACGCCGCGCGCAAGCGUGUGUGCCAUUAAGUAUGAAAGAAGUGUGAGGAGACUUGACUUCGCAGGACGUGCCAAUUGAAACAGAUGUUUGUUGCUAGUGCUGCGUGCAAUGACAAGAGGUGUGUGAUGAGCGGAGCCGCAACUCCCAAGGGCGCGUUGUCCAGGUCCCAGGCUGGCACUGUGAAGACGUGAGUGGAGGCGGUACUUGACGCGGUCAAUGAUGUGCUUGCACUCCGCAAGCGUUGCAUUCACUCUCCCUGAUUGUUGUGUCGCAUUCAUUCCACUGAGGCACCGGCGUGGCUCUAGAUAGACCAUAUGCGCCUGUGACCUGCCGUCGUUCCAGGUUUCGAAUGUGGCAAUGUGCAGAGCUACGCUCCUCGCAGCCCGCCUUGAGCGGUGACCUCCCUGAGCGGUCUCUCUGAGCGCGGCCCGUUCGUGCCGUGGGCUGACCCGUGUUCUACUGCUCAACGUC